AUAAUUCUGUGUGACUUGACUCUCUGGAGACGCUCAUUUCCAGUCCACGCCCGCCCCGCCUGCUGGAUCGGUUUCUCCCUCUACAGCAGCUCAGUUUGCCAGCCUGGACGUCGGAUCACCGCCGCUAGUCUACUGCAACAGAUGUCUGAGAGCUAGCCAGCUGAGUAGAGGACUUCCCUCUCUGCCUGUGCUCUCCACCUGCAGCCAUGAAUGAUAGACACUGGGAGAAAGCAAUUCAGAAACACAACAUCAGUAUGUGAUGAGUUUCUCCAUGGAAACAUACUGUAUGGGAGGCUGAGCUCUUUGCGCUAUUGCACAGUGAACACAGUGAAUCUGAAAUGAGGCGGAGCCAGUGUGUGGGCCAUCGCUCCAGAGGAGAGGGGGAAACACGACAAACAGUUUGACACCCUCGCCCCAGUCCUCGGCUAUGUCUCAGGAGAACAAGCCAGGAAAUUCUUCCUCCAGUCUGGCCUGCCUGCCUCUGUCCUGGCUGAGAUCUGGAACCUAGCUGACAUGGACAGCGAUGGGAAGAUGGACAGACUGGAGUUCUCCAUCGCUAUGAAGCUCAUUAAACUCAAACUUCAGGGGCGGAACUUACCUUCUUCCCUGCCAAUCAUCAUGAAGCAACCUCCCGUCUCCAAUUCUGCUCCAACCAUACCUACAUCAGCACGCUUUGGAAUGGGUUCUAUGCCAAACCUGUCAGUUGGUCUGUCAUCCAUGUCAGCUAUGUCAGCCAUGCCCAUCCUAACACCCAUCCCAGCUAACCCCCACAUGCACCAACCCUUGGUGCCAACGGCAAUGACUCUGCCCCUCAUCACCUCCCUGGGAAGCUCUGGACUCCCCAAUGGCAAUGUCAGCCUCCUCACCCCACCUCUUGUUCCCAACAAUGCAGGGCUCCCUCUCUCUGGCUUCUCCUCUCCUAUGACAUUCUCUCCAUCCACUGCCAUGUCUAAGGCCAACUCUCUCCUGGACCUUGGAUCCAGCAGCUCAAAUUCUUCCUCCACCACGUCGUUGGCCAGUAACUCUCCGAAGACAGGUGCAAGUGAUUGGGCCGUUCCACAGGCUUCCAGACUCAAGUACCGUCAGCAGUUCAACACGCUAGACAAGCUCAUGAGUGGCUACUUGUCAGGACCUCAGGUUAGAAAUGCACUGAUGGCAUCCAACCUGACCCAGACUCAGCUAGCUACCAUCUGGACCUUGGCAGAUGUGGAUAAGGAUGGUCAGCUACAAGGUGAUGAGUUCAUUCUGGCCAUGCACCUGGUGGACAUGGCUAAAGCUGGCCGACCUCUACCCCUCACACUGCCUCAAGACCUGGUACCUCCCUCUCUCAGAGGAGGAAUCAAGUCCAGUGAGCUUGUUAAUGGAACGGGGCCUUACAUAACUCCCUGUUUAAUAGACACAACAGAGAUAGAACCUGCACAAAAGACCAAGAGCAGUGUGUCCUUUGAGGACAAGCUGAAGGAGAACUUUGCACGAGGCAGCGCCGAGCUGGAAAAACGGCGACUGGCUCUGGAGGAAGUGCAGAGAAAGGAGAGGGAGAGGAGAGAGAGAGAGGAAAGGGAGGCUCAGGAAAGGAGGGAGAAGGAGGCCAGGGAGCAGGAAAACCGGAGGAGGCUGGAGGAGGAGAAGCGGUUGGAGAGGCAGAGAGAGAUGGAGAGACAGAGGGAGGAGGAGAAGAUGAGAGAGCUGGAGAGGAAGGAGGCGGCGAAGCAGGAGAUGGAGCGCCAGCGGAGGGAGGAGUGGGAGCGUGGGAAGAAAGAGGAGCUGGGCAGGAGGAGAGAGGGGGAGCAGGAAGAGAUCUCCCUACUCAGGGCCAAAAAGAAGAGUCUAGAGUUGGAGCUGGAGGCUGUGGGCAACAAGCACAAGCAGAUCUCAAACUGUCUCCGUGACGCUCAGAGCAAGAGGCGGAUUCUGAAGGCAGAGGUGGACCUUGUCAAUCAGAAGAGGGACACACGCAUCACAGAGAUCAACACAUUGCAGCUUCAGUUUGAGGACUGGCAGAGGAAGCUCUCACAGCUGGUCCCAGAACAACAGAGGCUGACUGAGAAGCUGCGAAACAUCAGCCUCAACAAACUCCCCUCGGUGGCUUUGACCUCUCUGAACAGUAGCGUGACGGAGAAAGGUGUGAAUUGCCGGAGGCUGAAGGACCAGCUUGACACUCUGGAGAGGGAGACCACAGACAAACUGGCCCAGAUGGAGCAGUACAACAAGGAGCUUAAGCUUGGGGAUAUGGAUGACUGUGUCCUGCGGGGCCUUCUGUCACUGCUGGCCUGCCUCAGCCAGCUCUUCCUUCUUAUCAAGGAGUUGAGGGAGAAGCAGGUGAGGCAGCAGGCUGUCUUGGACAACCUGUACAAAGUCAAAGCAGAGAAAGUGAGGGAGCUGCAGAGACGCAGGGAGGAGGAGAUAGAGAGGCAGAGGAGGGAGGAAGAGGAGGCAGUCAGACAGGCAAAACUAGAGGAAGAGAGAAGAGCGCAGGAGAAAAGGGAGAAGGAGGAAGAGGAGGCGCGUCAAAGGAGACUCCUGGAGGAGCAAAGGGCCAGCCUCCAAGCAGCCCAGGAGAAAGCUCAGGAAGAGGAGAGAAGAAGAAGAGAGGAGGAGGAGGAGGAGGGGAAGAGGGAGGAGGAGGAAGAAAGGAAACGGAAAGAGGAGGAGGAAGAGGAGGAGAGGAGGAGGAAAGAAGAGCAGGAAAGAGGAGGGCAGCAGCCGGUAUUGGUAGCUCAGCGAUCCUCCAAGCUGACCACGUAUAGAGCUCUGUACUCGUUUGUUGCCCGAAACACAGAUGAGCUGGGUAUAGACGCAGACUGCCUUAUAGAGGUGGAUGAGCAGACUGUCGGUGAGCCUGGCUGGUUGUGCGGGAGUUACUGUGGAAACAGGGGCUGGUUCCCCCAGAGUUACGCUGAGAAAUGUCCUCCUAACCCGUCUACUACGGAGACUGCCCCUUCUUCACCUGGAAAAACGUCCUGUCCACCACCACCACUUAACACAGGAGUCCCAGAUGGGGAGGUAACGGCUGACAGCACUGUUCCUGCCCAGUCAGAUGUUUCACUGCCCUCGGCCCCUCUGCUGGCCCGAGCCGUCUCCUCGUGGUCAGCCACCUCAGAAACUCACCUCAGCCUCUCCUCCGGUGUGGGUGACGUCAUCACUGCGCUGCUGAACUUCUCACAGGGUGACAUCAUCAGCGUGCUGCAGCAGAGGGAAGACUGGUGGCUGGGACAGCUCAACGGAACACAAGGAUGGUUCCCCAAAGGCUAUGUCACCUUGGAGACAGGUGGCAAUGCAGAUGUGGAUGCAUUUGACACAUCUGACUCUGUUCAGCUAGAGGAGUACGUGGCCUUGUACACGUAUGAGAGCCCAGAGGUGGGGGACCUGACGUUUGUUGAGGGAGAUGUUGUCAUGGUGACAGAGAGAGAAGGAGAAUGGUGGCGAGGAUGCAUUGGGGAUCAGACAGGGGUGUUCCCUUCCAACUAUGUACGACCUGUUGAACCAGAGGCGACAAAACCUGGAGCUCCAACUAAAAAGCCUGAGAUCGCCCAGGCAGUCACCACCUCCGUCCCCCCAACGUUGCAUCAGCUGCGUUUGUCUCCAGGGCAACUGAUUGUGGUCCUGGCCAAGAACUCCACUGGCUGGUGGCUCGGGGAACUGCAGGCUCGAGGUAAGAAGCGGCAGAGAGGCUGGUUUCAUUCCUCUCACGUCAAGCUCCUCGGUCCCUCCAGCAGCAAGUCCACCCCCUCCCCUCUGCCAGUGUGCCAAGUUAUUGCAAUGUACGACUACACUGCUGCCAAUCGGGAUGAGCUGAGCUUCUCCAAGGGUCAGCUGAUCAACAUCCUGGACAAGACCAACCCUGACUGGUGGAAAGGAGACGCCAAUGGGGUCAUAGGCUUGCUGCCCACUAAUUAUGUCAAGAUGACAACAGAAUCAGACCCCAGCCAGCAAUGUACAGUAGAUUCCUUAUCCAUGUCUGAGCAUGGAGAGACUGACGGGUGUGCUGACCUGAUGACGUUGGACACCAUGACCCCUCAGGAGAGGAAGAGACAGGGUUACAUCCAUGAGCUCAUCCAGACUGAGGAGACCUACGUGGAAGACCUGGAGCUGGUUCUAGAGGUCUUCUACAAGCCAAUGUCUGAGUCAGGCCGUCUAACAGAAGCUGAGAUGGGAGUGAUCUUUGUUAACUGGAGAGAGCUGAUUAUGUGUAACACCAAACUGCUCAAGGCGCUGCGAGUCCGUAAAAAGACAGGAGGAGAGAACAUGCCCGUUCAGCUGAUAGGGGACCUGUUGGCUUCGGAGCUUGCACACAUGCAGCCUUACAUUCGCUUCUGCUCCUGCCAGCUCAACGCCGCUGCCCUGCUGCAGAGCAAAACCCACAACCAGCCUGACUUUAAAGACUUCCUCAAGAAGAUAGCCACUAACUACCGCUGCAAAGGAAUGCCGCUGUCCAGCUUCCUCCUCAAGCCCAUGCAGAGGAUCACACGCUACCCCCUGCUCAUAAAGAAUAUCCUGGAGCACACCCCAGAUGGUCAUGCAGACCGCAGCCCACUGAGAGAAGCUCUGGAGCGAGCCGAGGAACUGUGCUCUCAGGUCAAUGAGGGAGUCAGGGAGAAGGAGAACUCAGACAGGCUGGAGUGGAUACAGAGCCACGUCCAGUGUGAGGGACCUAUAGAGCACUUGGUCUUCAACUCGCUGACUAAUUGCCUCGGGCCUCGCAAGCUGCUCCACAGCGGUCGGCUUCACAAAACCAAAAGCAGCAGGGAGCUGUGGGCUUUCCUCUUCAAUGAUUUCCUCCUCCUAACACACAGCGCAAAACCCUUCUCCUCCUCGGGACCAGACAAGCUAUUCAGCUUCAAGACCAACAUACAGCUGAAGAUGUACAAAACACCACUGUUUCUAAAUGAGGUUUUAGUGAAAAUGCCACCCGACCCGUCCAGCGACGAGCCACUCUUCCACGUCUCGCACAUCGAUCGUGUCUACACACUCAAAACUGAGACCUUGAACGAAAGGACAACGUGGGUCCAGAAAAUCAAAGCAGCAUCUGAACAUUUCAUAGAGACGGAGAAGAAAAAGAGAGAGAAGGCUUACCAAGCACGUUCCCUAAAGUCCAGCGGUAUCGGCCGACUGCUGGUAACUGUCACUGAAGCCCAGGAGCUCAAAGCCUGUAAACCCAAUGGUAAGAGUAAUCCGUACUGUGAGCUGACGAUGGGGGCUCAGUGCUACACCUCCCGACCGAUCAGCGACACUCUGAACCCAAAGUGGAACUUCAACUGCCAGUUCUUUAUCAAAGACCUCUACCAGGACGUCUUGUGUAUCACUGUGUUUGAGAAAGACCAGUUCUCACCAGAUGAUUUCCUGGGUCGCACUGAAGUUCCUGUGGCAACUAUAAAGAAAGAGAUGGAGAGCAAAGGUGCUGCAAACCGUCGCCUGCUACUGCACGAGGUCCCUACUGGAGAAGUUUGGGUCAAACUAGAUCUACAGCUUUAUGAGCCAACCAAAUGAGAACAAGACACACCACUUAAUUUUAUAGUAAUUGAGAGAAGACAUUUUGCAUAAGCAUAAACAGCCACACACACCUAAAAGUGCCUAUUUGUAACAGUGCAAGUGUUGGCAUGAAAAACUCUCGAUUUUACCGCCACUGCCUUGUCCUGCUCUGAGCCACUCAGACCCAUUUAAGUGACCUCAAACAGAACUGGAAAGAGACCUUGCCAAAAAUGUAGAAUGACAAACUGAUGAAAUGUCCUCAGAAGUAGUUAUGUGUUGUGGAAAAAGGUGUUCUUGUUACCAACAAACUAGCUAAAAUGUGAAUAUAAUCGCCAAUAUUUUCACUUGGAAAUGUAAUUAUACAAACAUGCCUUAAAAUGUAUCAAGUUAGAUUUGCUAAGUGGUAGAGUUUUGUAAAACUCAUAUUUACAAAUUAAUAUAAAAUACUAUUUUACUCUUAAUGGAGGAAAACAGCCUGUCCAACAUGUCUUCAUUUGUUUAUAUGAAGACAUACUUCACAUACCCUGUUAUACAGUUGCACACUGCCACACAUCCUUAUUAAAUGUUGCACACUACUGUACAAUGUAAUGUCAGUGAUUAACCAUAUGGUGUAACUAUAGGGUUUUAUGUUAAGUAUGCCAUUAAAUCCUGAAAAUGGCAUGAAUAAAAUGUACAUACAGUA
Molecule: messenger RNA, 6151 nt
Organism: Siniperca chuatsi (mandarin fish)
Lineage: Eukaryota; Metazoa; Chordata; Actinopteri; Centrarchiformes; Sinipercidae
Gene: itsn2a
Product: intersectin 2a
Exons: 41
Coding region: 514-5487 (1657 amino acids)
Biological process (GO): positive regulation of Rho protein signal transduction; intracellular signal transduction
Molecular function (GO): guanyl-nucleotide exchange factor activity; calcium ion binding; protein binding
Source: RefSeq, a predicted model, not a curated record